AUGGCUGCCGAGUCGAACCACAGUCGCAGCGAGACCCAAUCGGUCUCCUCUCAGGGUGGUCUCCCGACAGGUGGGUAUUCUUAUGAUCCUUCUGGGUGGACUUGGAACGAAGGAAAUAACCAUUCCCCACUGACAACAGGUACCAUUCCUGAGAACGAGAAGUUUUCCACCCUGGAUGAUGAGAAGGGCACCAAGGACGAACAUGUCUACAUCGCGGAUACCCUCCCCCUUCGACGCCAGAUUCCCUUCAUCCUGACUAUCUGCUCGGCCAUGUACACGAACCAGCUCGGGCUGGGCCAAACCAUGGAUAUCGUUCGUAUCAUUGGGGACUGGUACGGAAUCACCAAUAGCAACGAACUGUCGUGGUUGGUGGCCGGCUACAGCUUGACCAUUGGCACCUUUGUCCUGAUUGCCGGCCGGCUAGGUGACGACUUUGGACAUAAGAAGAUGUUCAUUAUCGGCAUGGGCUGGUAUGCGCUGUGGACUCUUGUCUGUGGUCUGGCCGUCUAUUCCACGCAGGUUCUCUUCAUCUUCGCCCGUGUCUUCCAGGGAAUGGGACCAGCGGUGACACUGCCCAACGCAAUCGCCAUUCUUGGCCAGUCAUACGCCCCCGGGCCGCGCAAGAACAUGGCAUUUGCCUUCUUCGGCGGCAGCGCACCCUUUGGCGCCAUCUCCGGCUUUGCAACUGGUGGCCUUUUUGCGCUGGCCUGGUGGCCGUGGGCGUACUGGAGCGCAGCCAUCGCACUCACCUGUCUGGCUGUGUUUGCGGUCUGGUCUAUCCCACCUCAACCAAUGAGCACUACGUCCAAGACUCUGACGGUGGGCCAGAAGAUCGCACACCUGGACCUUCCAGGCUGCUUCACAGGCGUGGCCUCUCUGGUCUUGAUCAAUUUCGCGUGGAAUCAAGCCGCGGGGGUCGGAUGGCAAGAACCAUACGUGUAUGUGUGCCUCAUCCUAGGGUUCCUAUUUGCGGCAGCCUUCUUUUGGGUGGAACUGCACUGGUCGGAAGAUCCCAUCCUGCCCCUUGCGGCCUUCAACUCCGACAUUGCCUUCGUGCUGGGCUGCACCGCCUGUGGCUGGGCGACCUUUGGAAUCUGGGUGUACUACGCCGCCGUCUUCGUCAUGGAGCUGAACAAAGUCAGCCCGCUGCUCCUUGCUGCGUGGUACAGCCCGGUGAUCCCCUCCGGACUUGGCUCGGCGCUCGCCGUGGGGAAGCUUCUCGGUCGUGUCUCGGCAGCGUGGGUCAUGGUCAUCGGCAUGGUCGCGUACCUGAUCGGGUCGAUUCUCAUCGCCACCAUGCCGACGCACCAGAUCUACUGGGGCAAUUUCUUCUGGAGUGUGCUCAUCAUCUGUGUUGGCAUGGACUCGUCCUUCCCUGCCGCGACGAUCAUCUUUUCUGACGCUGUGCCGCCCAAGUACCAGGGCAUCGGCGCCAGUGUGGUCAUGACCGUUGUGAACUAUAGUAUUUCACUGGGGCUGGGCUUUGCCGGGACGGUGGAGCGGGAGAUCAACAAUGGGGGUCACACCUAUGACGAUAAGAAGAAGGGGUAUCGUGGCGCAUUCUACUUCGAGGUCGGGUUGGCUGGUUUGGGCCUGAUAUUGAGUCUUGCCUUCUUGGUCAAGGAUCACUUCCGCAAGAAGGCCAAGAAGGCAGCUGCUGCGUAUGAGGACCGGAGUGCUUAA
Molecule: messenger RNA, 1683 nt
Organism: Aspergillus fischeri NRRL 181
Lineage: Eukaryota; Fungi; Ascomycota; Eurotiomycetes; Eurotiales; Aspergillaceae
Product: MFS transporter
Exons: 1
Coding region: 1-1683 (560 amino acids)
Biological process (GO): transmembrane transport
Cellular component (GO): membrane
Molecular function (GO): transmembrane transporter activity
Source: RefSeq, a predicted model, not a curated record